AUGGUGCCAAAUCGAAAGGAAAUGGUUGAGUCAGAAGACAAAGGUGAGCUAGAAGCCGAGGCUGAAGAGGAUGAGGAGGCAGGGUCGAGUGCUAAGGCGGCUCCUCCCCCAUCCAAGAAGCCCAAGCGGGAGAAAGAGGAGGAUAUUGAUCCUGCCUUGGAAGGGGAUAACGAAGCUAAGAAAGUCCGAGAAUGGAGACAUAAAUUGCAGAAGGCGCUUCUGGGGAGCAAAGGGUUACCUGCUGUUGAAGAAAUGCCUGCUCUUGAUCAACUCUUUUCAACUAUCGAAAACUAUGACCAUCCCAAUCUCAUACUAUACCUUUCAUUUUCCAAAAUCAGUAAGGUCAUGUGUCACAUUGCUGCUUUAUCCAUGGAUAAGGUUCCCCGUGACGACGAAUUCAAGUUCUGGACACGAGUGAAAUCAAUGGUCGACAAAUAG
Suillus paluster is the source of this 438-nucleotide messenger RNA. RefSeq lists its product as uncharacterized. Bases 1 to 438 code for a protein of 145 amino acids. Lineage: Eukaryota; Fungi; Basidiomycota; Agaricomycetes; Boletales; Suillaceae. The transcript is spliced from 4 exons. The record is from RefSeq and is a predicted model, not a curated record.